Pocillopora verrucosa is the source of this 1573-nucleotide messenger RNA. RefSeq names its product G-protein coupled receptor 83-like. Gene Ontology annotation, molecular function: G protein-coupled receptor activity. Gene Ontology annotation, biological process: G protein-coupled receptor signaling pathway. The record is from RefSeq and is a predicted model, not a curated record. NCBI's taxonomy places the organism in Eukaryota, Metazoa, Cnidaria, Anthozoa, Scleractinia, Pocilloporidae. Gene Ontology annotation, cellular component: membrane.
GAGGCAUGUUGGAUUUGAGAUCAAUUUGAGGACUCCCACACGCAAACAUUUAUGUCCGAUAUUCCUGUCCAGCUGUCAAGAAGAGAUGCGACCGAGAUUAAUAUUCAUAGGAAAUCAUUUUAAAAUGGUUGAAAAAGGAAGGGAUCAGGAAUGAGCUCUUUAGUUCAUCAGUCUCGGGCCACUGAAUUCUCAAACCGUUGGAAAGGGGUGGCAACAUUAUCGAUCUCCAAAGUACUAAGAGGCUACAAGUCUGUUUGCUUACAGCGGACUUCAGUGCAUUCUAUCGCAGCAACAGAAAAAACAGGGACUAAAGAUGAAACCAGAAGCCGAAUGGAUCAUCACAGUCCUCUACGCCAUCACGAUGCUCGUAGCGUUUGCAGGGAAUAGUUUCCUCAUCUACAUCGUGUGGAAGAAACCUGAAGUCAGAUCACUGACAAGCUUUAUGUUCGUCAACAUGGCCAUCGCUGAUUUGCUGGUAACCUUGGUAGUGAUGCCCUGGUCGAUUUCCACAAUAUAUACAGACGGUUUGUGGAUGAUCCCGGGAGUAUUUGGAAAAGUCAUGUGCAAAGGUGCUGUAUACAUUGCCUAUGUCACUUUAACAGCAUCCGUCCUCUGCCUGAUGUUCAUGGCGAUCGACAGGUACUAUGCCAUCGUUCAUCCUCUCCGCCGCCAUCUUUGGUUUCGAAAGCCUAAACUAACCGUUCCAUUUAUUUGGAUCGGGUCACUGGUCUCCAUGUCCAUUUUCCUUGUUAUUCAAACUGUGGAGGACUACAAUAAUUCUCCCCAUUGCACGCUAUCUGUUUACAUCUUGGGUGAUCCAGAUAGGGCUCUUCAAGGAAUAUACCUCCUCCUUUUCGUCGUCAACUAUCUCAUCCCCUUGGUCGUUAUUUCUUUUCUGUAUACCAUCACUGCACGGAACUUAUGGUUCCAUGAUGCACCUGGAGUGAAUACUUUGAGAGGAAAUCGAGCGCAACUAGAAACUUCCAAGAGAAGAGUGGUUCGGAUGCUCAUUAUUGUUACCUGUGCCUUUGCCCUUUGUUGGCUCCCACCACAAGUGGUCCACAUCAUGUACGUCAUUCACGCAUCUAAGGCUUACCUACAUAUACAGCCGAUUGUCAGCUUUGUGUGUUUUUGGUUUGGACACGCUAACAGUGCCGUUAACCCAUGGCUGUACAUUUUUCUGAGUACCAAGAUAAAUACGGCAUUUACAAGGAUCGUCAGUAGAAAAAGCGGCUGGUUGCCUUCAAGUCUCGCCAUCAAAACAUCAGAUGCCGUCUUACCACCUGAAGAUGAAGCAAUCCAGAAAGAAUCAAGAAUGUAAUCUCUCUCAUAACAUGAAACGUUUAUUACCAAUUUGGUAACUGUAAGAUAGACACUCGCUUAAAACGGAUUUGCUUAUUUCUAAUUAUAUAAUAUAAUACAAACACCUAUAUACGGUUUCAUAAAAGUUACUGUAGUAAUCCGAGUAAUUUCAUGAGAAAUUGAUAAUUGCAACUUAUUUCUAAGAACCGUUCCGUGUAUAUGCAAACCGUUUCCGUGAUAAUAAUUUAAUUUUGACUAAUUCAGAUUAUAA